Molecule: messenger RNA, 378 nt
Organism: Musa acuminata AAA Group (dessert banana)
Lineage: Eukaryota; Viridiplantae; Streptophyta; Magnoliopsida; Zingiberales; Musaceae
Product: ethylene-responsive transcription factor ERF038-like
Exons: 1
Coding region: 1-378 (125 amino acids)
Source: RefSeq, a predicted model, not a curated record
AUGAUCAUCAAGGGCCAGUCGGUGUGCCUCAACUUCCCCGAACUGGCCGAUGAGCUACCGCGGCCGGCCUCCGCCGCCCCCGAGCACAUCCAGGCGGCAGCUGCGUUGGCUGCUGCCACCACCUUCGGCGACCGCAGAGAAACAACACGCGCCAGCGAGGAGUCAGGCAGGAGGCAGGCCGAGAUGCCGACGUCGCGAUCUCCAGCCCCCGCAGCUCUAUCGAGCGACGGCGACGACAAGCUCUUCGACCUGCCCGAUCUCCCGCUUGACGUAAGCGAAGGUUUCCGCUCGCAUCCGUCAUGGGCGCCAUCCACAGUGGAGGACUGCAUUCAGUUCAGGGUGGAGGAGCCAUUGGUGUGGGAAUACUACGUGAAUUGA